Capronia coronata CBS 617.96 is the source of this 2064-nucleotide messenger RNA. RefSeq lists its product as uncharacterized. Gene Ontology annotation, cellular component: nucleus. The transcript is spliced from 3 exons. The coding region runs from base 1 to 2064 and encodes 687 amino acids. Lineage: Eukaryota; Fungi; Ascomycota; Eurotiomycetes; Chaetothyriales; Herpotrichiellaceae. The record is from RefSeq and is a predicted model, not a curated record.
AUGUUCGAUUACGACGAGAGUCCCCCGCCACUACAUCACUCACCAUCUCCGAGUGAUCAGUCGCAUCCCACCUCUCGAGAUACAACCCCCGUCACACCGGUCGGAAGCGGACCAUCCGGUGGAAAGAAGACAGACAAGGACUUUGUGCCCUGGUUCAGGAAGCCCAUCGACAUCGGACGUACCACCACUCGCCUGUGCCUCGACAGCUCGCUGCUCGAGCCCGACUUCGACGAUACUAAUUUCCCGACCUUUGGCGCCUCGCCACCGGUUCGGGGUAUGGCGACCGUCGCCAAUCCACUCGACAUAUCUGCCAGAACGACCUCAACCUCGCCUCGCGGUAAUCAGCCAUCGACUCUGACUUCCGCCUUGAAGCGAAGCGACAGUGAAGAGAAACGAAAGAUGUCCGCUCAGAUGCAGGAGACGGCCCUCAACCGUCCGAUUCCUCAGAUGCCCUCUAAUGCCUCCGAUGACUUUGCCAGGUUUGAACAUGGCGCACGACCGAUAACUGUGAAAGGCGCGGCAAAUGACAAGGCCAGACGCGAAAGCAUAGCUCAGAGUCUCGGCACUGGCAUGAGCUGGGGUGGUAUUUCGGUCGGAAGCUGGAUCAGAGACGAUAUGAUGAUGUCCGGAACCUCGCCCUUCGCUUUCAACUCCCCCUCAUUCCACUCCUCGUCCUACCUGCCCAAGCUUGAAGCCAAUUUCAUGAAAGACUUCUCAUGCUGCGGUUUGACACUACCAACCUUGCAUGACUUGCUGCAACACUACGAAGAAGCACACGCGCAAAAGGACACACUACCAGACGGCAAUCAGUCUGCCGUGCCCGAUAGUCGGGCUGCCAUUGCAGCCACCACUGCAGCUCAGGUACAGCAAGAAGCGCAACAACGCAACCAACAACAACAGUCGCAAAACACACCGGGACGGCCAUUUGGCUCCCAGCAUACCAGCUUCCAGAACAUGCAACGACCUACGGGGUUCUCCAGCACGUUGCAGACGAUCCCGGAUAUGGAUACUGUAGAAGAUAUGGAGAUGGAUGAUAUCGACGGCGAGGACGAAAAGACACCGCCACCCAAUCUCUACACCCAAAAUCAAGCCCAGACAUCACCCCAGACCUCAUUUUCAAAUGCUGCACAGCCGCAUAUCCCACAACUGAACACCACAAUGAUGCAGGGCCACCAGGCGUUUCGACAGUCUACUCCGAAUACUCCGGUAGCGUCUGGUCACUCUUCGGUGCCUUUCCAGGGCAACAACGCUUCGUCCACGCUCAUGGGAAACCCCAUGCAGCAGUUUCAAGAUCUACAGAGUGCGUACCGGGGCACGCCCGAUUCCUCAGCUCCAGGCACCCCGGGAGAAUUAGAUGACGGGCUCAUGAGUGGCAUGGACGAUAUGUCAAUGCAGGGCAAUCCUCUCUUCAAUGGCAUGCCCAAUGGGUUCGGCGGGUUCGGCUUCGGCAUGAACAACGACAUGAUUGAUUUAUGCAUCGACGAACCCGCGAAACGACUGUUUUCUCCCAGCAAUCAAGGCAUGAGUCAGGGCCAAGGGCAACAGUCGGCCGCGCAGAACCGCCUGGGUAGUGGCCAAUACGGGCCGAAUAGCGAAAUUGCUCGGACCAUUCGUGAACGGCAAGCCGCGGCCGGAUUACCCGAUACCACCACCAACAUUCCUCCGCACGAGGAACCAAAGCCGUUUCGGUGUCCCGUGAUCGGCUGCGAGAAAGCGUACAAAAACCAAAACGGUCUCAAAUACCACAAAUCGCAUGGCCACAACAACCAACGCCUCCAAGAGAACGGUGACGGCACGUUUUCCAUCGUGGACCCGGAUACCCAAGCGCCAUACCCAGGUACAAUGGGGAUGGAAAAAGAAAAGCCAUACAAGUGCGAGGUGUGUCAGAAGCGGUACAAGAACUUGAACGGCCUGAAAUACCACAAGACACACUCUCCGCCAUGCAACCCCGAACUGCAGUUGAACGGUACCAAGAGUCCAUCUCUGGGGAUGGCCAGUAUGAUGGCGGGCCAGGGUAUGGCAGAUUUGGGAGCCGGACUCUCAGGCGACUCCAGCAUGAUGUAA